Molecule: messenger RNA, 6570 nt
Organism: Pan troglodytes (chimpanzee)
Lineage: Eukaryota; Metazoa; Chordata; Mammalia; Primates; Hominidae
Product: short transient receptor potential channel 6-like
Exons: 1
Coding region: 3671-4435 (254 amino acids)
Biological process (GO): regulation of cytosolic calcium ion concentration; calcium ion transmembrane transport; single fertilization
Cellular component (GO): cation channel complex; plasma membrane
Molecular function (GO): inositol 1,4,5 trisphosphate binding; store-operated calcium channel activity
Source: RefSeq, a predicted model, not a curated record
GAGUGUGUUGCCCAGGCUGAUCUCAAACUCCUGGGCUCAACCAUUCUUCCACCGAGAAUUUGAUGAAAGCUAAGACUGACCUUGAAAAACACCUAUACAAAUAAUGUGUUCCUUUAUUUUUAGUGCCUUGGAUAAUGAAGAGUUGAGUUAUUAUUCUCUUCAAUUCUUGGUCCACUGUCACUUUUAGUCCUUGUAUUUAUUAUAUUUUAAUCUUCACUUCCCAUCCCCAUUUCCACUCCUACCCCUGUACUAUCCUCCCCAUAGAUACCCACUGUUUUAUUUAAUACUUGCUCUUGGAUAGUUAUGUAUCAUUGAAAGACAAUUAGUAUUGUUUUGCAUACUCAACAUUUCAUCUACAAUUUUGGUAAUUUUAUGCAUCUCUGAAGGUUAUUUUUGGAUACUAGAGGAUCUAUAGGCCUCAGGUCAAGAAACUUUGUCAUAAAUCUGAAUUAUCCAGUACAGUGAAUGUCAGGCUCAUGUGACUAUUUAAAUUCAAAUUAAAAUUACUUAACAUUAUAUCCAAUUAAAAUUUUGGUUUCUAGGUCUCACUAGUCACAUUUCAAGUGCUCAGUAGUUGUACGUGUCUAGUGGCACAUUUGUGCAGGACAGUGCAGAUAUAGAACAUGUCCAUCAAUGUAGAAAGUUCUAUUGGACAACACUGUGCUAGUGAUCUAUAUGAACUCUUCCACCUCUAGCACUAAUGAUUAGUUUUGGUUGGAAAACUUUUCUCUAUCUGUCAUGCCUUUUUACAUGUGUGGAGUAACUCAUUUCUCAAAAGUGUGUUAGGGAGUCUCUGAUAAAGUAGAUGGGAGACAGGCUCAGGACAUGAAAACUGUAAGCAAUGGUUCUAGAUUCAGCAAGAUAAAGGACUGCAAAAUGUGUUCCUAAUCAGUUGCUCUCUGGUGGAAUUCUACAGUGACAUAAACUGUAAUCAAGGAGGCCACAAGUAUAAUCCCCAAAAUUUAAAUAUAACACUUCAGAUUUCGAGCACCUAUUUAUUUAUAGCUACCUUUAGUGAUAGUGUUAUUAUUGUAAUUAUUGUAACCAUUGUCACAGAAUGUCCAGACUGGUAUGCAGGUAUAGCUCAUUACCAGGAGGAAAACACAGAAGGUGAUAUAUAGCAGCUUUUUACUUUCCUCAUUGAACUAUCCUUCGGUCUACAAAAGUGUACUCUAGGAGAUAAUUCAGAGGCUUCUGCUGUCUUUAAUCUCCUUAUCUCCCUUCUACUCCUGAGGGUUCAGAUUUCCCCCUGGAAUCAGGGACAUGAAGUCCUCUAUUCUGGUCCCUGCUGAGAGGGAAAGGUAGAUCUUUAUGGCCUGUGCCUCCUUUUAUAGAAAGAGGCGCAGGUAUUUCUGAUUCAUCGUAAUGGAGACAAAAACUCUUUUCUUUGCUAAAUUUGACAACUUCUCAUAGCAUAAUUUCAAAAGUAGUGCGGGGUAGAAGGAACAAAGUAUAGUGAGGAAGGGAGAAAUGACCUGCCAUGUUGUAAUUAGCCUCAUUUUACUAACGAAGACAGUAAGGCUAAGAAUGGUUUAAUGUCAUGCCCCAGAUUAUUCAGAUAGUAAGUGUUUGGCUCCAAAUCCAGUGCUUUUUCCCAUGUCGUACUCUCUAACAAUUUGGAACGAAGAGUUCCACAGUGUUCAGACCACUUUGAUGGGUGAAUACCUCUCUGACACAUUGGACUCACUGGAUUCCCUGUCAGUAUGCAUCUUAGUCACUCUGCAUUUUAGGAAUGGAGCAGGAUUAUGGCUGAGAAUAGAAGCCGAUAUUAACAUUUGCCUUGGUCCAUAGCUGUGAUCAAUGGAUCAAUGAAAGGAUCCUUAUGUUCAAAACUGAGUGUGUUCCAAGAACUCUGGGAAUCCCAGCAGAUAAUUUCCCCUGUGAAAUGCAAAUAUAUGCUUUAAACAUUAGUACACAUGCAACAAUGUAGAACAUGUAAGAGUUAAAGAGGAAAGAAACACGAAAUGCAGCUGGCAGUUAAAGACAGGUUUUCUUUAGUUAAAACCUGAGAGACACUCCUGGCCAAUUUCUAUCAGGAGUGCUUUCUCUUACAGAUUAAGAGUAUGUAUUAGUUUUAGGGUGAGGGGGCUUAUCAGAAGCUUCGAAUGUUCCUGUUUGAGGGAGAAGUUUUAUGGUGGGGUUGGAAUGUCUCUGGGUGGAGGGGAGUUUGCCUUGGGGCAGGCAUCUUUCCGGCCAGAGGGAUGUCAUCUCGAGACUGGCAUCUUCCCAGCUGGAGGGGGUUUAUCUCGGGGCUAGCCUGUCUCUGGCUGGGGAGGAGUUUGGAAUGUUUCUGGUUAGAGAUGUUAUUUGUGGUUUAUGGUCAUGCCGACCUUAGUCAUUAGACUGAUGCCCUUUGGAUUUAGGCAGUUUUUUUUUUAUUAAGGUGAACUUUAGAAUGAGGGGCUUGUCCAAGAUGGCGAUGCUCCUGCUCUGUCGGAACAAAGUUGCGAUGUGAUAUGAUGUGAUGUGGAUGCUGAGUAGUUAUCUAGGCUCACUCAUAGGUAACAAACUUGCUUUUGUACUUCUUCCAACCAACCUCAUCCUCAUUAGCAUGGGUGAUUCAAAUUUAUGCCUCAGCAAAAUUACAAAUGACUCCUGGUCAUGGAUCUUCAUGCCAUGCAUGAAUAGUCAAAAUCACCUUAGUUCGGCAUUUUGAGAGUGUGCUAGUUAUUAGUGCUGCUUGUUAAAUAUUACCUGCUUUCUACAUUACGGGCAUGGGGUAGAAUUACACUUCUCUUCUCUUCUUUGAAAUUGGGCAUGGCUAUGAGAAUUACUUUGGCCAGUGUGUUGGGAGAAAAGCUGAGUGUUGGGAGAAGCUGAGGCAGGGCUUGCAUGUCUGACAUAAUGUAAAAGAGUCUUGGAACAUGUCCAGGGUCCAGGGUCUAAAACUCCUCAUGGCCUUUGGAACACUAAGCUCUGUGCUAAAGGGUGGAAGGCUACCCUGACGCACCAUAAUCUAAACCCAGGGCAUAAAUCCCCUUGUGGCUCUGGAAUGUGUCUAGACUUGCUGGCUCCUUGCUUCUAGCCCUCUCAGGCUCCUAGAUUGAUUAUGUCUUAGAAUUGGCCAUAUAAAGGCUAAACCAUCACAACUGUAAAUCUUGUGCUUAAUGCAACGCUCCCUUUCAACCCCACAUUCUCACCACCUGUUUCUUUGAUCACCAAUAAAUAGUCUGGGCUUGCAGAGCUCAGGGCCUUCACAGCCUCCAUACUCACAUUGGCCCCCUGGACCCACGUUAUCUCUCAAACUGUCUUUUCUCAUUCUUUUGACUCCACCGGACUUCAUUGCCCCCACGACCUGGUGUUGGGUCUGAUCACCCCAACAUUCCUGGCUGCCCAACAUGGGGCAAGAAAGACCCCGGUGAAGGAAUGCUAGAGUGUGUAAAGGCAGAGGACGCAUCGUCAACGGACACCCGAGGAUGACUGAAAGAAGCUCAGUGGGAAAGCUGAGUACUCGGAAGAACCAGGGUAACAAUGGGACGAAGUGAAAGCAAACAUUCUGUUUACUUGAAUUUCUUAAGGCAUUUAUUAUGUAGAGGGUGAGGCAUGGGGUGUAAGACCCAGUGGAAUCUGAGGCUUGUUUAUUCAGAGGGCCCCACUUAGAGAAAAAGAAGACAAAGUGAGGACUUAGAAGGAACCUGGGCAAGUAAAGUCAUCUUGAAGCUUCAGUUUCAUGGGUAACCUGCCUCUGCUAGAGAAAAACAGAUUUAAUGAGAACAGAGGCAUGAUAUGGGCUAAAUGUAAAGAAAUUUGGACUCAAGGCCCCAAGGAAUAUUUGUUUGAGUUGUGGAAUAUGCUUGAUUUUGGUAUGUUAGCAAUUUUUGCAGCAUCAUUCAUUGUAAGAUUCAGGGCAUUCUGGCAUGCUUCCGAAACCCAGAGCAUCACUGAUACAAAUGAUACUUUGAAGGACUUGACAAAAGUAACAUUGGGAGAUAAUGUGAAAUACUACAAUUUGGCCAGGAGGGAGUGGGACCCCUCUGAUCCUCAGCUUGUGUCUAAAGGUCUUUGUGCAGAUGCUGUGGUUUUGAGUUUCUCUGGGAUAGCUUGUAUUUUGCCAGCAAAUGAAAGCUUUGGACCUCUGCAGAUGUCACUUGGAGGAGCAGUCAAAGACAUCUUCAGGUUCGUGGUCAUAUUCAUUAUGGUGUUUGUGGCCUUUAUGAUUGGAACAUUCAACUUCUACUCCUACUACAUUGGUGCAAAACAAAAUGAAGCCUUCACAACAGUUGAAGAGAGUUUUAAGACACUGUUCUGGGCUAUAUUUGGACUUGCUGAAGUGAAAUCAGUGGUCAUCAACUAUAACCACAAAUUCAUUGAAAAUAUUGGUUAUGUUCGUUAUGGAGUCUAUAAUGUUACAGUGGUCAUUGUUUUGCUAAAUGUGUUAAUUGCCAUGAUCAACAAUUCAUUCCAGGAAAUUGAGGAUGAUGCUGAUGUGGAGUAGAAAUUUGCAAGGGCCAAACUCUGGUUUUCCUGCUUUGGGAGGGGAGAACACUUCCUGCUCCCUUCAAUCUGGUUCCAGAUCCGGGGUCCCUGUUUUGUCUCUUGCUGAAGCUUAAAGUGUGGAUUUCUGAGCUCUACCCAGGGCCAUAAAAAAGGUUUCCAGGAAGAUGUAGAGAUAAGUAAGUAGAGAUAGAGAUAAAUAGAGAUAGAUAGACAGGGACUUGCAGGAACUCACAGGAACUAACAGGUAUCAUAGGGACAGACAGGGACAGGCAGGGAUAGAUGAAGACUAACAAUAUAAGGUCAGUGCCCUAAAGAGAUACUGAUCAGUGCCCUAAAGAUGUACAAAAGCAAAGACUAGCAAUAUACGGUCAGUGCCCUAGAGAGGUACUGGUCAGUGCCCUAAAGAGGUACAAAUGUAGAGACUAGCAAAGACUAGCAGAGAUUUGCAGGGGCAGACAGGAAUAUUCUGAAUUAUGGAAAUUAGCUAUGGCUCAAAGUCCAGUCAAAAUCUGAGAGGGAAAAUAUAAAAUGAACAGGGGAGCGAGGUAAGGAUAAAAAUGCUCUUUCUUUUCUCUCCAAUGGGACCUUUUGGAUUCAAAGUUGUGCUAGCAAUAAGAAAUGUUACUCUUUAUAUAAAUACACACUUUAUUACAUGCCCUGAAUGUUGCUUGUUUACCUGCCUUGAUUCAACCUUUGAUAAGAAUCAAACUGUCUUGAUAAUUAAAGCCAGGGAAGGAGUUUGGAUCCCUGUGUCUCUAAAUAGACCAUGGGAGACAUCACCAUCUAUUUGUAUUGUAACUGAGCCUCUACAUUUGUGGAUUUUGUUCUGGUGGUUGUGUGCUUGUGCUGUCUCCUUUUAGUCUACAGACGCAGAAGCCACCUCUGAAGAGGAAGCUGCCUCUGAAGAGAAAGCCGUCAUCAAGAACAAGCAAUGAUAGCUGUGGCGGUUUUAUGAAAAAGAAAAGGGGGGCAUGUUGAGAGGAAAGCUGAGUAUUGGGAGAAGCUGAGGCAGGGCUUGCAUGUCUGACAUAAUGUAAAAGAGUCUUGGAACAUGUCCAGGGUCCAGGGUCUAAAACCCCUCGUGGCCUUUGGAACACCAAACUCUGUGCUAAAGGGUGGAAGGCUACCCUGAUGCACCAUAAUCUAAGCCCAGGGCAUAAAACCCCUCGUGGGUUGGAUAGAAUCCAGGGCUCAGGGCAUGAACCCCCUCAUGGCUUUGGAAUGUGUCUAGACUUGCUGGCUCCUUACUUCUAGCCCUCCCAGUCUCCUAGAUUGAUUGUGUCUUGGAAUUGGCCAUAUAAAUGCUAAACCAUCACAACUGUAAAUCAGGUGCUUAACGCAGUGCUCCCUUUCAACCCCACAUUCUCACCACCUGUUUCUUUGUUUGAUCACCAAUAAAUAGUCUGGGCUUCCAGAACUCUGGGCCUUCACAGCCUCCAUACUCACGUUGGCCCCCUGGACCCACUUUAUCUCUCAAACUGUCUUUUCUCAUUCCUUUGACUCCACUGGACUUCAUCACCCCAAUGACCUGGUGUUGGGUCUGAUCACCCUACCACAAUGAAAUGUUAUAAUUUACUUCCAGACAGAAGCUUCAAGAGCUAGUGUACAAUUUGUGUGGGCAGAGCAAGCUCCCACAGUUUGAGUGAAAGUUCAAAGUGUGAAAAGUUAAUAGACAUGCUACAGAAGGUUGAGGUGGAAAGCUGUCAGUGUGAAAAGCUACAGCUGGUGUCAGAACUGGGCUGAGGGAACUGAUGCAAGGCAAUUUAUAUUUAACCUGCAUAAUUGUAUAUCCAUCAUACUUUGCCUAUCCAUUCUCCCAGAGAUAGGCACCUUGGUGGACUCCAACUUCCUGCUCCUGGUCCUAAAAAUAGUGCCAGUGAACAUACUUGUACAUAUUCGCCUACCUGUCUACAUAUCUAUCCAUCCAUCUGUUAAUCAUCUACUUAUCCAUCUAUUCAUCCAUCUCCAGGAAUGAAAUUGCUAAUAGGCAUUGACCAAGACAGACUUAAUGUUCUUCUCAGCUUGACUAAAAUUUAGACUGAUUUCUCCCUGACCUCCUUUUGCUUAGAGCAUUUACUUGAGAAAAUAUGCAAUUGUAAAAUCUUUCUUUCCCUUUUUUUUCUUUCUUUCUUU